This is a messenger RNA of Anoplopoma fimbria (sablefish), 855 nucleotides long. RefSeq names its product homeobox A9a (gene hoxa9a). Bases 61 to 855 code for a protein of 264 amino acids. The transcript is spliced from 2 exons. NCBI's taxonomy places the organism in Eukaryota, Metazoa, Chordata, Actinopteri, Perciformes, Anoplopomatidae. The record is from RefSeq and is a predicted model, not a curated record. Gene Ontology annotation, biological process: anterior/posterior pattern specification; embryonic skeletal system morphogenesis; proximal/distal pattern formation. Gene Ontology annotation, cellular component: nucleus. Gene Ontology annotation, molecular function: RNA polymerase II cis-regulatory region sequence-specific DNA binding; DNA-binding transcription factor activity, RNA polymerase II-specific.
UUUACUUUUGCAUGACUCGUUUGUAUGACUGCGUACAUGUGAGCGUGUUAUUUGUCUGCCAUGUCGACAUCCGGAACAUUGACUAGUUACUACGUCGAUUCCCUGAUUCUGCCCGAGAGCGAGGAGCUCUCUGUGCCGAGGUACCCCUCCGGUCCUGGGCUCCAGCCCUCCAGGCAGCCCGCCUCCAUCAGCGACCACAGCGAGCUUGGAACCUGCACUUUCCCGUCCAAACCUCCAGUAUUCGGGCCGUCGUGGAGUCACGUCCCUGCUCAGUUCCCAGGCACAGUCUCUUCAGUGUAUCACCAUUAUGGGCACCCCCAAGGCCCGGUGGGUGCUGAUACAGACGGCCGGUAUCAGUCGUGGCUGCUGGAGCCUAUGUCCGGCUCCCUGCCCAUGUCGGGUCUACCGACGACCCAUCACUACGGAAUCAAACCCGAGGUUCUGGGGACGAGAGGUGACGGUGCUCUGCCCGGCUCCCACACUGCGCUGCUGCUCUCAGAUUACGCCAACGGGACGGUAGCGACGGCAUCACCGGGGGAAAAGGACGCACGGUCCGGCCAAGGAGGGGACACAAGCGGGGAAGGUGAAGAGAAACCGGGCCUCGAUCCAAAUAACCCAGUGGCCAACUGGCUCCACGCAAGUGCCACGAGAAAAAAGCGCUGUCCGUACACCAAGCACCAGAUCCUGGAGCUGGAGAAAGAGUUCCUCUUUAACACCUACCUGACCAGGGACCGUAGGUACGAGGUGGCGAGGCAGUUAAACCUCACCGAGAGACAGGUUAAAAUCUGGUUCCAGAACCGCAGGAUGAAGAUGAAGAAGUUUAAUAAAGAAGGCGCACCGAAAGAGAUUGACUGA